This is a messenger RNA of Saprolegnia parasitica CBS 223.65, 486 nucleotides long. RefSeq lists its product as hypothetical. Gene Ontology annotation, cellular component: Golgi apparatus; endoplasmic reticulum-Golgi intermediate compartment; endoplasmic reticulum. Gene Ontology annotation, molecular function: monosaccharide binding; glucosamine 6-phosphate N-acetyltransferase activity. NCBI's taxonomy places the organism in Eukaryota, Oomycota, Saprolegniomycetes, Saprolegniales, Saprolegniaceae. The record is from RefSeq and is a predicted model, not a curated record. The transcript has a single exon. Gene Ontology annotation, biological process: UDP-N-acetylglucosamine biosynthetic process. The annotation marks the transcript as partial.
GAUGCAAGGUGUCGAGAUCACGUUCGGAUCGCCGCAGUACGAUGCAGCGGUGGCGCUGCGCUACGAGGUGCUGCGAAAGCCGCUGGGUAUGCAGUUUGAUCCAAACGUCCUGGCCAAGGAAGGCUCGGACAUUCACGUGGGGCUCUUUGACGGAGAGGCCCUUCUCGCGACCGCCAUGCUGCGUCCUGGCGUCGACGGCAUCGCGUGGAUGAAGCAAGUCGCAGUGCAGCCAAACAUGCACGGGAAGGGCCUCGGGCGCAUCCUCAUCGAAGCUCUCGAGUCUAUCGCGCUGCAAAAAAGCUUUUCGCACAUCAAGCUCCACUCGCGCGCCUCCGCCGUCCCGUUCUACAAGAAGCUUGGGUACACGACAUUCGGCGAGCCCUUUGACGAGGUCGGGAUUCCCCACGAAGCCAUGGAGAAGGUUCUGAUCAAAUAGUAAAGAUCUAAAAUAGAGUCGACUUGUCAUGUAGCCUGCCUUGUCCACCG